AUGCCGUACACCUUGCGUAAGGGAGACAUCAUCGUGCCCCUCGACAGCCUAUCACUGACCUCAGCCCGCUCUGUGGCUUCGACCGCGCGCUGUCCAGCCCAAGCACUGAUGCAUUGGGACCGUUCACAUGUGAAUCAGCAUUCCGCCUGUCCGCAUGUGUUUCCGGUGUUGCAAUGCCGUGAUGGAGUUGUACGCGUGUUCCACUCGUAUAGCAGGGUACUCUACGCGACGAGCUUGUCGCUACUCGGCAGGUACUUGACCCUCAAUGACGACGUUCUGUCCGUCGUGAUGUGUGGAGGGCAUAGGAUCGGCAUUGACGAGCAGAUUCCCAUCCAGGAUGAGUCGGUCCAGGACACCAACGUCGACGCUCAGGCUGAGGACGAGGUCGUCUCGAGCGGAUCCGAGCAGAAGCAGCUCAACUCCGAGGCUUCGGAGCUCGACACCUCCAACAUCAUCGAUGACUCUCCCGGUGUCUCGACUCGUGGUGCCAAGGUUGACGCUCUCAAGCAGGAACGCGAAAUUGACCAGGCUGUUGGCGCCGCCGAGAAGGCCGACGAGUCUACCUAA
Pseudozyma hubeiensis SY62 is the source of this 567-nucleotide messenger RNA. RefSeq lists its product as hypothetical. The transcript has 3 exons. The record is from RefSeq and is a predicted model, not a curated record. NCBI's taxonomy places the organism in Eukaryota, Fungi, Basidiomycota, Ustilaginomycetes, Ustilaginales, Ustilaginaceae. The coding region runs from base 1 to 567 and encodes 188 amino acids.